Messenger RNA from Athene cunicularia (burrowing owl), 2973 nucleotides. It is a transcript of the gene AK7, whose product is annotated as adenylate kinase 7. Gene Ontology annotation, molecular function: AMP kinase activity; ATP binding; ATP hydrolysis activity. Gene Ontology annotation, biological process: nucleobase-containing compound metabolic process. NCBI's taxonomy places the organism in Eukaryota, Metazoa, Chordata, Aves, Strigiformes, Strigidae. Gene Ontology annotation, cellular component: cytoplasm. The record is from RefSeq and is a predicted model, not a curated record.
CUUCUUCCUCAGCGGUCGCUGCCUGAGGCGCCACCGCCCUCCCGCCUGCCCCGGCCCGGCGCGGGCAGCGCCCGCCUUGGCCCUCGGCCGGUAGCGCGGCCCGGAGCCGUGGCUCGUCUCCAGGGCGCUCGGCCGGGAGGAAGGCCAGCCGGGUAGCUGGGGUCACCUAAAACGGCUCCUGAGGAGAGGGACUGGGGCGAGAAGGGGUUAAGAUAAGAACGAGGGAAAAAAGAGAAUUAGGAGCAGGAGGUGUGGGUAAAACAGUCCGGGAGACUUCAGUCAACAGCCUUCAGUGUGGAGAGAGAGAGAGAGAGAAUGCCUCUGAGGGAACAGCGGCCUGGGAGGAGCCAGGCUGCAAAGAGGCGUACAGGGACUCGCCAACGUCUUCGACUUUGAGGCGUAGGAUACAAGUCAAGACAAAACGUUACAGCUGAGGCUGAGGAGUCCCUAACGUUUUCCUGAUCAAUGGAAAGCUGUGCUCUGAGCUACACUACCUACAACAAAAAAGCUAGUCAGACAUUGUUGGUGUCUUCCCAAGAUCAUGAGAAGCUGUGUAGGGUUCAACAUGUAUUUGCAUACAAAUGUAUGUCUUGUUUGUUACAGUAUUUAUCCAAAUGUGUUGUUGGGGCAUCACUUGAAAGCAUAGGAGAAGAGGAGGAGAAAGAUGAAAAUGAUUCAGCUGCUGAAGUUUCUAGUAGAGCAAAGGAGGGAGUCUACCAAAUAGUGGGUACCCUUUCUGAACCAGAGAGUUCUAAACCAUGUUUUGCAGAGGAAGCAUACGCAGUCUCUUCUCGAGAAGAGCUCUUAAGCCACUUGCUUGAGUGUGAGAUUGUGUUAUAUAAUAUCACUGAGGAUGCAAAUCAAAUUGAGGAAGCAACAUGGGCUGCUUCUGCCCUACAUACGGAAAUGGAGCAUUUUGCAACACCAAAGUUAUUCAUUCUCAUUUCAACAAUAAUGAGCUGGGCAAAAAGCAAGCUCCCUGAUCCUGAAGAUCCUGAGAUUCCUUUUACUGAUGAAGAUUAUCGCAGAAGAAAAUCUCAUCCUAACUUUAUGGAUCACAUAAAUGCUGAAAAACUCAUUCUCAAACUUGGGAAAACUAACAAACAUAAAUUUCCAACUUAUAUUGUUGCCUCAGGACAUCAAUAUGGAGCUGGGGAAGGAGUCUUACAUUACUUUUUUAAGAUAGGUUGGCUUAGUGAGACUCCUGCAAUGCCUGUUUUUGGAGAUGGAAACAAUUUUAUUCCGACCAUUCAUGUUCUUGAUUUAGCAGCCGUGUUACAAAAUAUAGCAGACCACCGGCCAAGGUUUCACUAUAUACUUGCAGUAGAUCUAUCUAUGCACACUCUUCAAGAAUUAAUAAAGUGUAUCAGUAAAAAUGUUGGACCAGGAAAAAUUGAGAUGAUUCCAAAAGAAAACGCAUUCCUGAGCAAAGAGUUAACACAAAUGCAUUUGGAUAUGUUGCUUGUGAACCUGCGAAUGGAAUCUAUGUUUCUGAAAGAGACUUUCAACAUUAAGUGGGUUGCUCAGGCAGGACUGGUGGAGAACAUUGAACAAAUCGUCAAUGAAUACAAGCAAAGUCGAGGAUUACUGCCUCUCAAAGUUUGCAUUCAUGGUCCUCCUGGGGUUGGCAAAUCUACCAUUGCUGAAGAGCUCUGCAAACACUACAAGCUACAUCACAUUAAGAAAAAUGAUGUGAUUUCUGAAACAAUAGCAAAUCUGGAGAAAAUUGUGGCUUCUAAAGAACUGGACUCUGACAGUAUGAGAGAAGAGGGACUAAGUGAUGAAGAGGAGGAAGGUGAAAAUGUAGAAGCAGCACAUGAGUUAUUAUCUAGAAUAAAAGAAAGGAUGGAGCAGAAUGCAGGUUGUCUAGAUGAUCAGUAUGUUAUUAAAUUUAUGAAGGAUAAGCUCAAAUCUAUGCCUUGUAGGAAUCAGGGAUAUAUUUUAGAUGGGUUUCCAGAGUCCUAUGACCAGGCAAAAGAUCUUUUUAAUUUGGAAAGUGAAAAUGAAGAAGGAAUAAAAGGCAAAAUACCUAAAUGUGAUGAAUUAAUCACACCUGAAUUUGUUAUUUCUUUGAGCGCAUCUGAUGAAUUCCUUAUAAACAGAAUAAUACAUCUGCCAGAGAGAAUUGUUGCUGGAACUCAUUAUACCCAGGACCGGUUCCUGCAAUCUCUGAAUCUCUUCAGAGAGUUAAACACAGAUGAUAAGACUGUUCUCAACUAUUUUGAUGAACUUGAAAUACAUCCUCAGUUUAUUGAUGUAGCCAAAUUUGAAGACCCCGAGAACAGAUUUAUUGUAAAAGAGAUCAUCAAAGAAAUUGGGGAACCUCGGAAUUAUGGUUUGACAGAUGCAGAAAAGGAGAAUUUGGAACGCAAAGCAGCUGAGGACCGCCUUCUCAAAGAAGCUCAAGAAAAAGCUGAACGAGAGUGUAAAGAGGCAGAAGAAAGAGCUGAAAGGAUGGCAAAUUGGGAAGAGUGGAAUAAACAUCUGGAGGAGGUGAAAAGACAAGAACAAGAGUUAUUGGAGGCCCAGUCUCUUCCACUACGGAACUAUUUAAUGAAGAAUGUCAUGCCAACACUUAUGCAAGGGAUAAAUGAAUGCUGUAGGAUCAGGCCAGACGAUCCAGUUGAUUUUCUGGCAGAGUAUCUCUUCAAGAACAGUACUGAUAUCGAAUGAGAUAUAUAUUAAAUCCUAACAGCUGUAGAUAUUGUGAAGUAGAAAGUGAGAACAUUCCUAAUGGAUUUUAAAUAAAAAUACUUAGUUUCUGAAUUUACUUUUGUUUAGGCUUAUUGUGUAAUCUCCGUUUUAUUUCUCAUACUACUACUACAUUUAAUAUUCCUUCUGCAAAAGUACCAUUUACUGCACGUACUGAUCGAUACAGUUACACAUCUGUAUUGUAUGUCUCUGAAACUGAACAAUAAGAAUGCCUUCUUUCUACAGAAUUGUGUUACUGGACUUUUUCGGCUACAUAUUCUA